Molecule: messenger RNA, 1986 nt
Organism: Lotus japonicus
Lineage: Eukaryota; Viridiplantae; Streptophyta; Magnoliopsida; Fabales; Fabaceae
Product: serine hydroxymethyltransferase, mitochondrial-like
Exons: 14
Coding region: 111-1643 (510 amino acids)
Biological process (GO): tetrahydrofolate interconversion; folic acid metabolic process; L-serine catabolic process
Cellular component (GO): cytoplasm
Molecular function (GO): cobalt ion binding; glycine hydroxymethyltransferase activity; pyridoxal phosphate binding
Source: RefSeq, a predicted model, not a curated record
CACCCCCAAACACACUCACUCUCAUCACUACCAUCCCACCCAUAUAUAGUCCCACCAAUCUCGUACAUUCCCCUAUCACUCGCACUGUAAGAAAAGAAAACACCACCUCAAUGGCCAUGGCUCUCCGCCGACUCUCCUCCACCUUCACCAAACCAACCACCGCCUCUUCUGUUUACCGCAUGUCCUCUUCCCUCCCCGCGCUCGACAAUGACAAAUCUCGCGCCGAUUGGAUAAAGCAGCUCAAUGAUCCUCUGGAAACCAUAGAUCCUGAGAUCGCUGACAUAAUCGAACUCGAGAAAGCUCGUCAAUGGAAGGGAUUGGAACUUAUACCUUCGGAGAAUUUCACGUCGCUGUCGGUGAUGCAAGCUGUUGGAUCGGUGAUGACGAAUAAAUACAGUGAAGGGUAUCCUGGUGCUAGAUACUAUGGAGGAAAUGAGUACAUUGACAUGGCCGAGACCUUGUGUCAGAAGCGUGCACUUGAAGCUUUUGGGUUGGAUCCAGCAAAAUGGGGAGUCAAUGUGCAGUCGUUGUCUGGUUCCCCUUCUAACUUCCAAGUUUACACUGCUUUAUUGAAACCUCAUGAAAGAAUUAUGGCACUCGAUCUUCCCCAUGGUGGGCAUCUAUCACAUGGCUAUCAGACUGACACCAAGAAGAUAUCAGCUGUAUCGAUAUUCUUUGAAACAAUGCCGUACAGAUUGAAUGAGACUACUGGUUAUAUUGAUUAUGACCAGAUGGAGAAAAGUGCUGCACUUUUUAGGCCAAAGUUAAUUGUCGCUGGUGCUAGUGCUUAUGCUCGCCUUUAUGAUUAUGAACGUAUUCGUAAGGUCUGUGAUAAACAGAAGGCAGUAAUGUUGGCUGAUAUGGCACACAUCAGUGGGUUGGUUGCUGCAGGUGUUAUUCCUUCUCCUUUUGAUUAUGCAGAUGUUGUAACAACCACAACACAUAAGUCACUUCGUGGACCACGUGGGGCUAUGAUCUUCUUCAGGAAGGGUGUGAAGGAAAUAAACAAGAAAGGGCAGGAAGUGUUGUAUGACUACGAAGACAAAAUAAAUCAGGCUGUUUUUCCUGGACUUCAAGGUGGUCCUCACAAUCACACUAUUACAGGCUUGGCAGUUGCACUGAAGCAGGCUAUGACGCCAGAAUUCAAGAAUUACCAAAAACAAGUGCUUAGUAACUCCUCGGCUUUUGCACAGAGUUUGAUAGAGAAAGGCUAUGAACUUGUAUCUGGUGGAACUGAAAACCAUUUAGUGUUGGUGAACUUAAGAAACAAGGGCAUCGAUGGCUCAAGGGUUGAAAAGGUGUUAGAAUCAGUUCAUAUAGCUGCCAAUAAAAAUACUGUUCCGGGGGAUGUGUCUGCUAUGAUUCCCGGAGGCAUCCGAAUGGGAACCCCUGCUCUCACAUCCAGGGGUUUCAUUGAGGAGGAUUUUAGAAAAGUAGCUGAAUACUUUGACGCUGCAGUCAAGAUAGCCUUGCAGAUUAAGGGAAACGCUAAAGGUACAAAGUUGAAGGAUUUUGUGGAAGCUAUGCAGUUGGAUGAAGAAAUUCAAUCUAAGAUUGCUAAGGUCCGUCAUGAAGUAGAGGAUUAUGCUAAGCAGUUCCCCACAAUUGGUUUUGAGAAAGAGACAAUGAAGUAUAGCUCGUGAAGAUGACAUAUGGAACUUCUAUUUGAUUUUUUUGGAGGUUUCUGGAAUAAUAACUCGGGAGUUUGGGAGUUUGAUAUGCUGCUGAAUAGAUUUGUACCCUAGUCUUGCAUGAAAAUGAGAAUUGUAUUACCAAUGAUUAAGUGAAAGAUAAAAAGGAAGAAAUUUCCUUCCGAUGAUAGACCAUUUAUAGGGUUAUGUUGCCUAUUAAAAAAUUUUUUUAUAGGGUUAUGCAAUUUCUUUCAAACUUGAGAAAAGAUAUUGAUUUAAAAUGGAAACUAUCUUUUGAUUGUGUAGAAAAAAUGAGGUUGAGCAUUAGUGGAAUUUGCUAUUUGCAUUUGUAUUA